Molecule: messenger RNA, 2759 nt
Organism: Phacochoerus africanus (Common warthog)
Lineage: Eukaryota; Metazoa; Chordata; Mammalia; Artiodactyla; Suidae
Product: cholesterol side-chain cleavage enzyme, mitochondrial
Exons: 9
Coding region: 1420-2508 (362 amino acids)
Biological process (GO): cortisol metabolic process; C21-steroid hormone biosynthetic process; cellular response to peptide hormone stimulus
Cellular component (GO): mitochondrial inner membrane
Molecular function (GO): monooxygenase activity; oxidoreductase activity, acting on paired donors, with incorporation or reduction of molecular oxygen; iron ion binding
Source: RefSeq, a predicted model, not a curated record
UUUAAAAAUUUCUACCUUGUUCCCAGUGAGGGGAAGCUAUGAUACUAAACUCCAUAAGCCUUCCCAAACUGUUUUCUUUUUUUGUCUUGGUAGGGAGUUCUUAAGGUUAACUGUUACAUUUCUUUGUAUCCACCCUUUAAUUUGUUCUUUACAUAGGUUCCAAUAAAACAAGCUCCUUCUAAUGACAGCUCUCUAAAAUAUUUUAUCAGUUUAGAAGUUUCUGCCAACUUAAAGGAAUCCAUUAUCCAGCCAUUGACAAGUAGGAUUUUAAUAGUGACUCACGCAAAUAAGAUGCAAGAGGCGUCCCCACAAGAGAGUGCAAAGGAUUCAGCCCUUUCAGAUCCAGAAAGUUUACUCUCAAAAAUAGUCUCAGAAAGUAAAGACCUUUGUUGCAUCACUAAUAAAGCAAUGAGGGUUGAGAUGACAAUGGCCCCCUCUGAACUUGGACUCCUUAAGACAAACUCCCGAGAGCUGGCAUGGCUGGACAAGAAACUAUUUGGAAUCCCAGUCAAUUCAACUAGCUGCCAAAUGCACACUGGUAUGUGUAUCUUCCAGAUGGCAGAGACUGGACAGAAUAUUCUCACCGGUUUACAAGCCAAACUCUCAAACAGAACAAAAUUAAAGGAAAACCUGAUCAGAUGAAUGGUUUCCUCCUUAUGACAAAGGACACAAAAAAGAGAGAGAAAGAAAAAGAGUGACCAUCCUUGGGAGGAAAAGGAUCAACAAACCAAGGGUACUUUGCCAUGUUUCAACCAAGAGUCACCAAGUUCAAGGAGCUAGCCCUACAAAUAUGUUCUCUAGCUAAUCUAAUUUUAGGAAAGAGAAAUUUGCUGUUCUUGUUUCUAACAGACCCUGCAGGCAGAAGGUCCAGGAAACUGGCAGAGUAAGAAUUCUUACAUGCCGGAGUCUUGUCAGUUAUCCCAGGAUCUCUUACCUAUAGCAGCUUUGGAGUGAGUAAUGCCCAGCCAGGAAAUCUGCAUCCCACCCUCAUUGCCAGCUGUUGGGGAAGAAGACAUUUUCCUCUACCCAUCCAGGGUCUUCUCGCUGGACUAAGAAUGAAACUGACAUGAGACAAAUUGACAGGAGAAAGUAAAACAAACUUUGAUAACAUGCAUAUAUGGGAAAGACCCAGAAAAACUGAGAAACUUGCCAAAAUGGCUGAAACCUUCACCUUAAAUACUAUCUUCAGCUGAAGACAAAGGAAGAUGUUGGAGGGAGAAGCUCGGCAACUUGGAAUCCGUUUAUAUCAUCGACCCUGAAGAUGUGGCCCUUCUCUUUAAGUUCGAGGGACCCAACCCAGAACGAUACAACAUCCCGCCCUGGGUUGCCUAUCACCAGCAUUACCAGAAGCCUGUUGGGGUCCUGCUGAAGAAGUCAGGAGCCUGGAAGAAAGACCGGUUGGUCCUGAACACGGAGGUAAUGGCUCCAGAGGCCAUAAAGAACUUCAUCCCCCUACUGGACACAGUGUCUCAGGACUUCGUCGGCGUCCUGCACAGGCGCAUCAAGCAGCAGGGUUCUGGAAAGUUCUCAGGGGACAUCAGGGAAGACCUGUUUCGCUUCGCCUUUGAGUCCAUCACCAAUGUCAUAUUUGGAGAGCGCCUGGGGAUGCUGGAGGAGAUAGUGGACCCUGAGGCCCAGAAGUUCAUUGAUGCCGUCUACCAGAUGUUCCACACUAGUGUCCCCAUGCUCAAUCUCCCCCCUGACCUGUUCCGUCUGUUCAGGACCAAGACCUGGAGGGACCAUGUAGCUGCAUGGGACAUUAUUUUCAAUAAAGCUGAAAAAUACACCCAGAACUUCUACUGGGACCUGAGACGGAAAAGAGAAUUUAACAAUUACCCAGGCAUCCUCUACCGCCUCCUGGGAAAUGACAAGCUGCUCUCAGAAGAUGUUAAGGCCAAUGUUACCGAGAUGCUGGCAGGGGGUGUAGACACGACAUCCAUGACUCUGCAAUGGCACUUGUAUGAGAUGGCACGUAGCCUGAAUGUGCAGGAGAUGCUGCGGGAGGAGGUCCUCAAUGCCCGGCGCCAGGCCCAAGGAGACACAAGCAAGAUGCUGCAAUUGGUCCCACUCCUCAAAGCUAGCAUUAAGGAGACACUGAGACUCCAUCCCAUCUCCGUGACCCUGCAGAGAUACCUCGUGAAUGACUUGGUUCUUAGAGAUUACAUGAUUCCUGCCAAGACAUUGGUACAAGUGGCCAUCUACGCCAUGGGCCGAGACCCCGCCUUCUUCUCAAAUCCAGGCCAGUUUGACCCAACCCGGUGGUUGGGUAAAGAAAGGGACCUCAUCCACUUCCGGAACUUGGGCUUUGGCUGGGGUGUGCGGCAGUGUGUGGGCCGGCGGAUCGCUGAGCUCGAGAUGACUCUCUUCCUCAUCCAUAUUCUGGAGAACUUCAAGGUUGAAUUGCAGCACUUCAGUGAUGUGGACACCAUAUUCAACCUCAUCCUGAUGCCGGACAAGCCCAUCUUCCUUGUUUUCCGGCCCUUCAAUCAGGAUCCACCCCAGGCAUGAUCGAAGAGGGUGGGCAACCCCUUUCCUACCAACCAGGCUAGCAGGGGUGUGGGAGGAUGGCCUGAUGGGGUGGGACCCAUGGAAGUGUCUGUACCACCAGUGCUCGGUCCCUACCCCUGCUCCUUUCUGGCCAGCUCUGAUCAGAUAAAGUUGGUGCUCAGUAAUCAGCUGCUCCAGUUCAGCUGAGGCACCCCUUCUUUCACCCCACUUCUUCACCCACUCCCAUGAAGGCAAUAAAUAGCUGAACUAUG